AUGGUGGUUACCCGGAGCCAAGACGGCAGGGAACCCGCGGAGGAGCAGCCGAGAACGCGACAAGCCACGCUGAGGCGAACGUUCGCGGAGCCGCCGCAAUCACCUUCGACUGGACCACUACGAGAAGAGGGUCAAGAAAUGGAACCCCCGAGAGGAGAGGGGCAAGAAAGAGAACCCUCACGAACAGAGGUGCCAAGAACUGUGACCAUACGUGCGCCAUCAGUGAGGUCAACCUCAAGUGCGACCGCCAGAAUAAGAGCAGCGGAGAUCGCGGCAGCGGAACGAUUGGCUGCGAUUAGAAAGAAGGAACUUGAACUCGAAGCGGACCUUAUAAAGAAACGUUUGGCCGCCGAGAUCGAAGACAUUCAAGAAGAAGAGAGAGUUGCGAGCGAAACCGGCGACCACGCACACGAGCGGGUCGAAGGCUGGCUACGCGAGCAGCCGAUUGCGACCGCGACAACAACGACGCGUGUUGAGGAUACGGGUGCGCCACGGGGGGAGCCCCCCGAUGAGGGGCGCUACUCAAGAUCGCCGAUGCGGACGCCUGCGCGGGAACGUCAAAGAAGCAGCGGGCGCGCUAUCGAACAACUAGCAGAAGCCAUCAGAGAUAUGGCAUAUCGGCCGGGCAGACAGGAAUUGCCAAUAUUCAGCGGAGCAGCAACGGAGUGGCUUCCGUUUAGAGCGGCAAUCCGUGAUUCCGGGAUUUUAACGAAGGGAACACCGGCCGACAAUCUAGCAAAACUGCGGUCAAGUUUAAGGGGAGAGGCCAGAGAGGUCGUCGCGGCUCUACUUUACACUGCAGCAGAUCCAGUAUUGAUAGUGAGAACGCUAGACCAGUACUAUGGAAGGCCAGAGCACAUAAUAGAUCGUGCGCUGCAAGAGAUCAAACAUCUGCCGAAACCAGGAGCCGCAGCAAUGGAUCUCAACAAGUUCGCCAUCAGGCUCCAGAAUAUCGUAUCGAUUAUUCAAAAUAUCGAUAACAGUGGAUAUUUGAUGAACCCUAUGUUGGCGAGGGAUGUCAUUGAGAAGCUCAAUCCUCACACACGGACGAGGUGGUGUGACUUCGCAGCGGACAGGAAGCGGCCGGGGGAACCAGACAUCGUAGCACUGUCUCGCUUUCUAAUGGAAGAGGCGGACAAAGCGAUGAUGUACUCCUAUACGCCGAUGGCCUCCAGUUCCGGAACGCAAGCCUCAACUUCGAAGCCGCCAGUGAAGAAAAGUGCGCGAAUAUAUAACGCGAGUGAAACGACCGCACGCAAUGACAAUAAUGGACAAGUUAGUGACAAUAAAAGACAAAUAAAGUGCGUGUGUUGUGGUGGAGAUCACGUAGUGCCAGACUGUGAUCGGUUCAAAGACAAAAGUGAAUCGGAUCGGUGGGAACUGAUAAAGAAGUGCCGAUUGUGUUUCCUGUGCCUAGUGUCCACUCAUAGACGGCAAAACUGCAAAGCCCGUGCUUGUGAUUGUUGUGCUAGACCUCAUCACCACCUGCUGCACGCGGACCGGAGAACUACGCCUGUGCAGGAGACCGUCGUGACUGCGACCGCAACUACGGAUCGGCAGGUACUUUUAAAGAUGUGUCCGGUGACCCUGCGAGGCCCUCUAGGAGAGGUAAGGACCUACGCCCUUCUGGACGAAGGCGCUACGCUCUCACUGAUAGACGCUGACCUAGCGAAGUCGCUAACCAAGGGCGGGACGCCGAGGCCCAUAACCAUCAAGGGGGUCAAUGCGACAACGAAAGAAGAGGCCAGCCGCGAGGUACAGUUAAACAUAAAGGGCCGGUUCGAGAAUGAGGAGCACGAGCUGGUGUUGAGAACAAUAAAGAACUUCGAGCUAACACCUCAGACAGUACCAGGCCGUGUAUCGAACUACCCGCACUUAAAAGACAUUGAAGGUCUGACUUAUGGAAAGGCGAAGCCACAGGUCCUAAUAGGGGCCGAUCAUUGGGACUUGCUCGUGGCCACCGACGUGAGACGAAGAGCAAAGCACGAGCCAGCGGCAACUAGGACUCCGCUGGGAUGGGUGGUCCAUGGGAUCCUGCCGUUCAGGAUGAUAAAGAAGAACGGUGGAACGGUGCUCCACAUCGUGGACAACCUAGAGAAGAUAGUGGCUUGGAAUUUUGAAAUGGAGGCGCUCGGUGUGGGUGUGAGGAAUGCCACCAAGCCCGCCGAGGAGAAGGCCGAAUCAACGUUUAGAGAGACAGUGCGCAGAACGCCAGACGGGCGCAUCGAGGUAGGGUUAACCUGGAAAGAAGGAAAUGUUACCCUACCUCCAAGCUACAAGGAGGCGCUGAAGAGACUCGUGAACCUCGAACGGCGGAUGGACCGGAAUCCGACAUUUAAAUCAAGUUACGAGCUGCAAAUAAGAAGAUUAAUAGAGAAAGGAUAUGUGGAACCCGUGACACGACUAGAAGAAGAAAAGAGGUGGUUCCUUCCGCAUUUCGCGACGACAAAUUUGAACAAACCAGAGAAGAUACGCCUGGUUUUUGACGCUGCAGCUCAAAGCGACGGACGCUGCUUGAACGACUAUUUACUGGAGGGGCCUAACCGUCUAAAGGACUUACCCGGCGUCUUGUACCGCUUCCGAGAGGAAGAAGUGGCAGUUUCCGCUGACAUCGCAGAAAUGUUCUUACAAGUGCAGGUUCGAAAGGAAGACCGGCCUGCGCUGACUUUCCUGUGGCGGGGGGAGGAUCGAACGAACCCGCCACAGCGAUAUCAGUUCAAGAGGUUAAUAUUUGGCGCAAACUGCUCCCCCUUUUUAGCACACAGUGCGCGAGACUAUAACGCCGAAUCUUUUAGAAAGGAGCACCCCAGAGCAUAUCGGGCCAUCACCCACUGUCACUACAUGGAUGACUAUAUAGAUAGUUUUAAAACAGAAGAAGAGGCGAGUGAAGUCGCUGAAGAAGUCAACUCGGUACACGAAAGAGCGGGUUUCAACCUCAGGUGUUGGAGCAGCAAUGCCACAGGAGUGCUAAAAACAUUGCCGGUCGAAAAGCUAGCUCGAGAAGAGGAUGUCAUCUUAACAAAUAGACCAGAGGCCCCCGACAAAACACUGGGCAUGAUCUGGCACCCUGCUACAGACCAGAUAGGGUUCAACACAAGGAUGGCACGGGUGCCAGCCGAGAUCAAGGACGGGAUGAAGAUACCAACCAAGCGACAAACACUAAGUCUGGUAAUAUCUCUCUAUGACCCACUGGGACUAAUUAGUCCGCACAUACUGACUGGAAGAAUUAUAUUAAAAGAUGUGUGGAAGUCAGAAAUUGAUUGGGACCAAGAACUGGAUGCGCCUGAAGCCCAAGAAAUAAAGAUUUGGCUCGGCAGGCUCGACCAAUUGGCGGAGAUUAAAAUCCAAAGGAAGUACGAUAAAUUGCGGGAAACGGAAGAGGGCGAACUACAUAUGUUUUGCGACGCGAGCGAGCAGGGUUAUGCAGCAGUGGCAUACGCGCGCUUCCCAAAGAAGAACGGAGGCGCCGGGGUGAGCCUGCUCGCCUCCAAGGCGAGAGUGUCGCCAAAGAAGACCCAGACUAUCCCAAGGCUGGAGUUGCAGGCAGCAGUGAUCGCCACCAGACUCGCGGUCUCCCUGAAGCGGGAACAUCGGUUGCGGUUCAGCCGGACCUUUUACUGGACCGACUCCAGCACCGUCCUGCAUUGGAUAAAGAAUGGCGCCAAGCUGGAGCGACAGUACGUGCAAGUAAGGUUGGGAGAGAUCCAAGAAGACUCCGAACCCCAAGAAUGGCGCUGGGUCCCCACAGAAAUGAACGUCGCCGACGAGGCGACCAGGAAGAAACUGGACGGGGAGGUCAUAACGACGACUUGGCUCAACGGUCCCGAGUUUUUGAAAGACCCGGAGGCCUCAUGGCCUGAACUGGAGGAGCGAGCGGUGCACACGGCGCAAGAGGAGCCACAUGACACCCUCAUAGACAUGAGCAGAUUCUCCAGCUAUGAGAAACUUGUGAGGACGUUGGCGUAUGUAUUGCUCUUCAUCCAAAGAGUGAAGACGAAGAGCAAAAGAGAACUGGACGUGCAGCACCUGGAAGGCGCGGAGAAGAUCCUAACCAUCAUGGCGCAACAAGAGAGUUUCCCCAAGGAAGUAAAAGAAUUGAGGACUGGAAAGCCGAUUCCAAAGGAAAGUCGACUGUUCGCGUUGGACCCUGCGAUGCACGAGGGCAUCAUCAGGAUGAGGGGUCGCAUACAAAGAGCAGCAGUCGACGAGGAUGUGAAAAGGCCGAUCAUCCUAGACAGAAGGCAUCAGCUGACGAAGUUGCUGGUGAAACAUUACCACGAGCGGGCUCUCCAUGCAAACAAUGAGAGAGUCGUGAACGAGUUGCGGCAAAAGUACGCAAUACUGGGGCUGAGAACGGCGGUUCGCUCAGCGGCACACUCGUGCCAGCUUUGUCGAAUAAGGAAGGCGACACCGCAGCAGCCAAUAACUGGAGACCUACCUGAUUCCCGACUGAAAGACUUUCAGCAUGCCUUCACUCACUGCGGAGUGGACUACUUCGGCCCGAUGCUAGUGAAGAUCGGGCGCCGUCGAGAGAAGAGGUGGGGUGCACUCUUCACGUGCCUCACCACGCGAGCAGUGCACAUUGAGUUGGUACCUUCCCUGAGCACCGACUCUGCAAUCAUGGCGUUGCGCCGGAUGGCGGCGCGACGAGGAUGGCCGGCAGUGAUCUGGUCCGACAAUGGGACCAACUUCAAGGGCGCGGACCAGGAACUGCGAGCAGCGUUCAAGGAGUGGCUGCCGGAGCUGAAGGAUGCGGCUCUCACACAGAGGGUCCGAUGGCAGUUCAUCCCACCAGGCGCUCCGCACCAGGGCGGUGCGUGGGAGCGUCUGGUCAGGAGCAUCAAGGUGGCAUUGGCCGCCACGCUGCGCGAGCGGGUACCGAGCGAAGAGGUACUCGCCACAUUGCUGAGUGAGGCUGAGCAUUCAGUCAAUUCUCGCCCACUCACCCACGUCUCGGUUGAUCCGCGAGAUCCCGAGGCCCUCACCCCUAACCACUUUCUGUUGAGGACAUCAUCGGGUCUACCCCUAACGGGCCCGACAAGCGCUGACGAGAAGAGGCUUUGGCGCGCGACGCAAGCGCUUGCCGACGCCUUCUGGAGGAGAUGGUUGCGCGAGUACCUCCCUACCCUGGUACCGCGCGGCCAAUCGCAGAACCAGCAGCGACAACUAGCCCCUGGCGACCUUGUGGUCGUUGUGGACCACGCCCUACCCCGAAACACGUGGCCGCGAGGCGUCGUGGAGCGAGUUUGGCCGGGGCCUGACGGAGCAGUACGAGUGGCGGAGAUCCGGACCAAGGGCGGCGUCUUCCGACGCCCCGUGACUCGGCUCGCCGUGCUGAGGAUGGAGUAG
Messenger RNA from Ostrinia nubilalis (European corn borer), 5349 nucleotides. RefSeq lists its product as uncharacterized. Bases 1 to 5349 code for a protein of 1782 amino acids. The record is from RefSeq and is a predicted model, not a curated record. Gene Ontology annotation, molecular function: nucleic acid binding; aspartic-type endopeptidase activity. Lineage: Eukaryota; Metazoa; Arthropoda; Insecta; Lepidoptera; Crambidae. The transcript has a single exon. Gene Ontology annotation, biological process: proteolysis; DNA integration.